Messenger RNA from Olea europaea var. sylvestris, 2529 nucleotides. Its product is annotated as beta-amylase 8. Gene Ontology annotation, molecular function: beta-amylase activity. Lineage: Eukaryota; Viridiplantae; Streptophyta; Magnoliopsida; Lamiales; Oleaceae. The record is from RefSeq and is a predicted model, not a curated record. Gene Ontology annotation, biological process: polysaccharide catabolic process.
UUGGGUAAGUUUGAGAGAGCAAAACUAUUUGAUGAAGCAGCAAAGUUAAGUGAAAAAUGAAAGCAAACACCAUGAAUCACCCUCACCACUCCUUCAUCGCCACUCCUCAAGAUCUAGAUCCCCAACCACCACCGCCACCGCAACAGUCCGGCGCCGACACUGCCACAACCACUGCCACCCAACGCUACCAUCCCCAACCUCACCCAGUCCAACCCCAACCAACGCGCCGUCCUCGUGGCUUCGCAGCCACAAUGUCUAAUAAUACUAAUACAACCACCACCAGCACUCCCCCACCGAAAAGCAGGAAAGAAAGGGAAAAGGAAAAGGAGCGGACUAAGUUGAGAGAACGUCACCGGAGGGCCAUCACCAGCCGUAUGUUGGGAGGUCUCCGCCAGUAUGGCAACUUCCCGCUGGCUGCCCGAGCCGACAUGAAUGAUGUGCUCGCGGCCCUCGCCCGCGAGGCCGGGUGGAUUGUUGAGACUGACGGCACUACCUACAGACAAUCCUCGCAGCCUCCUCCUCCUGCGGCUAAUCUUCCUAACAUUAAUCAUUACAAUAAUAAUACUUCCAAUAUGGGAGCAUAUCCAGUGAGGUCAGUUGAAAGCCCACUAUCUUCUAGCUCUUGGAAAAAUUGUUCCACAAGAUCUUCAGUAGACUGUCAGCCAUCAGAUCUCAGAAUCAAUGAGACUCUAUCGCCAGCAUCUCUAGAUUCUGUUGUUGUUGCAGAGAGGGAUGCGAAGUUUGAUAAAGGUACAAGUGCUUGUGCCAUCAAUUCACCUGAAUGUUUUGGAGCAGACCAGAUUGUGCAAGAUAUUCAUUGUGGGGAGCAUAGAAGUGGCUUUCAGGGAACCUUCUAUGUCCCUGUUUACGUGAGACUAGCUACUGGCUUAAUCAACAAUAUCUGCCAGCUAGUGGAUCCUGAAGGAAUUAAAGAUGAGUUACAGCAUUUGAAAUCUUUGGGUGUUGAUGGCGUUGUUGUAGACUGCUGGUGGGGCAUCGUUGAAGGAUUGAAUCCACAAAAGUACAAAUGGUCAGGAUAUAGGCAACUGUUUGACAUCAUUCGUGAGUUUGACAUUAAGUUGCAGGUUGUAAUGUCAUUUCAUGAAUAUGGAGGAAAUGAUUCUGGUGGUAUCUAUAUAACCCUCCCUCAAUGGGUUUUGGAGAUUGGAAAAAGCAAUCAGGAUAUAUAUUUCACGGAUCGUGAAGGAAGAAGAAAUACUGAAUGCCUUUCUUGGAGCAUUGACAAAGAAAGAGUAUUAAGGGGAAGAACUGGCAUAGAGGUCUAUUUUGAUUUCAUGAGAAGUUUCCGAACUGAGUUUGAUGAUUUAUUCAUUCAUGGCUUCAUUUCUGCUGUGGAAAUUGGACUAGGAGCUUCAGGGGAGCUGAAGUACCCUUCUUUUUCAGAAAGGAUGGGUUGGAGAUACCCUGGUAUUGGUGAGUUUCAGUGUUAUGAUAAAUAUUCGCUGCAAAAUCUUCUUAAAGCUGCAAAACUUCGUGGACACUCUUUCUGGGCUCGAGGGCCUGAUAAUGCUGGUUAUUAUAAUUCUAAGCCACAUGAAACUGGAUUCUUCUGUGAACGUGGUGAUUAUGAUAGCUACUAUGGACGUUUCUUCCUCCAUUGGUACGCUCGGGUCUUAAUUGAUCAUGCUGAUAAUGUUCUCUCCCUUGCGAACCUUGCAUUUGAGGACACACAAAUAGUAGUUAAGGUACUUUUCCAACUAACCUCCAGUCAUUAUUUCUUCCAGGCAUAUCCACCGCAUUCUGUGACAGUGAAGUUUGUUGUCCCAGGAUUGCAGGUUUCAUAUCAUGAAAUUGAUGAUUCCUUGUCAGAUCCUGAAGGCUUGAGUUGGCAGGUUUUAAAUUCUGCCUGGGAACGAGGGCUCACUGUAGCUGGUCAAAAUGCACAAUCAUGUUAUGAUAGAGAUGGAUUCACAAGGCUAGUUGAGAUUGCAAAACCAAGAAAUAAUCCUGACCACUGCCACUUCUCUUUCUUUAUAUUUCAACAACCUUUGCCUUCGAUUGAAAGAACUAUAUGCUUCUCGGAUUUUGAUUGCUUUAUUAAAAGCAUGCAUGGAGAUCCGAGUAAUUCAGAGUCCUAAUUUGUAUCACAAAAUUCUAGAAUUUGGAAAGAGUAAAUGUUCAUUUCUGGAAGGACAGACAAUGCCGGGAAGUAGAAUUACCAUAGAUGUGAACCCUGCAACCGAUAUCCUUCAACAAGGAAGGUGCAAUGGAAAUGAUGGAAUCUGUACAUUCAGUAGGUGUUCCUCGUCUUCACCUAGGAUAGUAAAUAUAACUUAAAUCUUAAGAACAUGAAGCCGCAGUUUUUGUAUUUGUAUCUUCAAGACCUCAGAUUUCCAUGGGUACUUAUUCUUGAUUAAACAUAUAUCUAAAGAAAUGUUUAAAGUUAAGAGUCAGGAUUCCUUGUAUAUGUCAAUGUUAAAUGGAACAUGAGAAUGACUGUGGCCUCUAUUGCUCGCGUCCAUCUGUUAACAUGAAAAUUUAGUAGAUUUUCUGGUUACAUUCAUGGCA